UAUUGUCAUCACAAAGACACUUACGUACAGCACAAGAAAGCAAACGGGGAUGUAAAACGCUGAGCAGUUUGCAUUCCAUAAAUCCAAACGGCACGCAUGUUGUAGUAACGACGUGGGCCCAGUUUCGAAUGAAUCAUAUCGAUUCUGUCUUUGUUGCUGUUACGUAGAAGAAUCAAGUUAUAUUUUGGUGAAAGAAUCUAAAACCCCACACAUAUAAAUCUGUCAUUUUUGGAAACUUCUCAAAAAGUUCUAAUUCUGAAAACCCUAAAGUGUUUUAGUUAGGGCUAAACAUGGAUCAAAAGCGGCCAACCAUCGCCGGCGAUGAAGAAAUGGCGGCCGAGAAACCGUUACAACCGGCACUCCAAAAACCACCUGGUUUCCGUGAUCAACAGAAUCAACCAUCAGCUCCGCCUUCUGGGACGGCAACGCUUCCACGUCGCCGUCCGAGGCCUAUCCAUCCGGCCGAUAAGAAAAGGCGGUGUAGUUUCUGCCGCGUUUUCUGCUGCUGCGUUUGUAUCUUAUUCGCCGUGAUUCUCCUCCUCAUCCUCAUCGCCGUCGCUGUUUUCUUCCUUUGGUACAGCCCGAAACUACCCGUCGUCCGCCUAGCCUCGUUCAAAAUCAGCAACUUCAACUUUUCCGACGGAAAAUCCGACGACGGAUGGUCUUUUUUGUCGGCGGAUACAACGUCGGUGCUCGAUUUUAGAAACCCUAACGGAAAGCUAACGUUUUAUUACGGAGAUACUGACGUGGCUGUGAUUCUCGGAGAGAAAGACUUUGAGACCAACCUAGAGUCAACGAAAGUCAAAGGCUUUAUUGAGAAGCCAGGGAAUCGGACGGCUGUGAUUGUCCCGACGACGGUGAGGAAACGACAGGUGGAUGAUCCGACGGCAAAGAGGCUACAGGUAGAGCUGAAGAGUAAGAAGCUGUUGGUGACAGUGACAGCUAAGACGAAGGUAGGAUUGGCUGUGGGCAGUCGUAAGAUUGUUACUGUGGGCGUUAGUCUCAGAUGCGGAGGCGUUAUAUUACAGACGCUUGACUCAAAAAUGGCCCAAUGCACCAUCAAAAUGCUCAAAUGGAUCAAAUUGCGGUCAUGAUGCGCCUCAAAGGUUCAAAGACAAACCAAAACCAUAUAGAGCUAAGAGCUACGUACACGAGGAAUUUGUACCUUUUUUAUUUAACUUGGGAUCAGAUAUUAAUGCAGCCAUUGUUCUAGUUUUCAUCCACACAUUAUAUACUCCUAUAUGUUACACAUACAUGCGUGUGAUCAUUGUUAGAUGGUUUUGUGUUAUGUGUCUUUGGCAUUUAAAAUAUACAAUUCGUUUUUGCCUUUUUCUUCAAGGAUAAAGUUCCAAACUGUA
Messenger RNA from Arabidopsis thaliana (thale cress), 1358 nucleotides. Its product is annotated as late embryogenesis abundant hydroxyproline-rich glycoprotein family protein. The transcript has 2 exons. Gene Ontology annotation, cellular component: membrane. The coding region runs from base 291 to 1094 and encodes 267 amino acids. Gene Ontology annotation, biological process: defense response to other organism. The record is from RefSeq and is marked reviewed. Lineage: Eukaryota; Viridiplantae; Streptophyta; Magnoliopsida; Brassicales; Brassicaceae.